Cucurbitaria berberidis CBS 394.84 is the source of this 1490-nucleotide messenger RNA. Its product is annotated as alpha/beta-hydrolase. The record is from RefSeq and is a predicted model, not a curated record. Gene Ontology annotation, biological process: epoxide metabolic process. Bases 178 to 1410 code for a protein of 410 amino acids. Lineage: Eukaryota; Fungi; Ascomycota; Dothideomycetes; Pleosporales; Cucurbitariaceae. The transcript is spliced from 2 exons. Gene Ontology annotation, molecular function: epoxide hydrolase activity.
CAAUGUGUCGCUCAAGGGCAUUUGCUUUGAAAUGCGAAUGAGGGGUUAGAGCACUCAAAAGCAGUUCUCCCAGACCAACAACCACCUUCUACUCAUCCAGACAUCAUUUCAAGCGUUUAUUGCUUGUUUUACUUUCCGCACAUCGACCUCCAUCUUCCCUUAUCUAGACACACCUCCAUGAUGGGCUCUGAAUCUGUACCAUACACCAUCUCGGUGCCCGACUCUGCACUCGCAAAACUAAAAAGAAAACUCUCUGAUGCCGACUACCCCGAUGAACUUGACACGCUAGAUCAGUGGCCGUAUGGCUCGCCCCUCUCCGAUAUCAAACGCCUGGCAAAGUACUGGGAAACAGGCUUCGACUGGCGUAGAACCGAAGCAAAACUCAACGAGCUGCCUAAUAAUAGAAAGAAAGUCCAGGUUGAAGGCUACGGCGACAUCGACAUCCACUUUGUGUGGAAGAAGAACUCGAACCCAAACGCCAUACCCCUACUAUUCUGUCACGGAUGGCCGGGCUCAUUUGUCGAAGUAACAAAGAUAUUACCACUUCUUGAAGCGGGCGAGAAAGAAGGAAAGCCCGCAUUCCACAUAGUAGCCCCAUCAUUGCCAAACUUUGGAUUCAGUCAGAAAAUCACCAAGCCCGGAUUCGCACUCUCGCAGUAUGCCGAAACGUGCCAUCGUCUGAUGCAAGACCUAGGCUACGAAAAAUACGUAACGCAAGGUGGCGAUUGGGGCUUCUACAUCACUCGAUCAAUGGGCGUCCUGUACCCAUCCCACGUCCUAGCAAGCCACAUUAACAUGGUCCGCGCCCACGCACCGUCCUUCUCUUCGCAGCCUGCUCUCGCCCUCCAACACGCAAUGACCGCAUACACAGCCGCCGAGUCCGCCGGCCUCAAGCGCUCAGAAUGGUUCCUCGACCAAGGCCAGGCAUAUCGCCAACUCCACGCUACCAAACCCCAAACCAUAUCCUACGCCUUUGCAGACAGCCCCGUCGCCCUGCUGGCCUGGAUCUACGAGAAGCUCAUUGACUGGACGGACGGGUAUGCCUGGACGGACGAUGAGAUCCUUACGUGGAUUAGUAUCUACUGGUUUAGCACCUCAGGGCCCAAUGCGCAUGUGCGAAUCUACUACGAAGCACAGCAUAAUCCCACGGAUAAGAUUCCAGAUCGAGACCGCGCGAGCCAAUGGGUUGAUCGGGUGAAGUUGGGGCUUGCGCAUUUUCCGAGGGAGAUUACUGUUGUGCCGAGAAUUUGGGGAAGGACGUUGGGUCCGGUGGUGCAGGAGUCUGAUAAUGAUAAGGGAGGGCACUUUGCGGCGUGGGAGAGGCCGGAUGUUAUUGCAGGAGACUUGCAGAAGAUGUUUGGAAAGAGCGGGCCGUGUUAUGAGAUUGUUCCUGGGAAAUCUGGGUAUUAGGCGUGUAGCUAAAACGUAUGUUGUGGAUAUCUGUACUUGACCGGAGGUCGGAGGUUUGCCUAUCUUGGCGGGGCUUUCAA